Sesamum indicum (sesame) is the source of this 2223-nucleotide messenger RNA. Its product is annotated as gibberellin 20-oxidase-like protein. The record is from RefSeq and is a predicted model, not a curated record. NCBI's taxonomy places the organism in Eukaryota, Viridiplantae, Streptophyta, Magnoliopsida, Lamiales, Pedaliaceae.
UGAAGAGAUUGUAGUGUGCUGCAUGAAUGAUUUUAUUAGUUCCAAUUGACUGAGGUUGACUAAGGCUUUGUUGUUUUGUUCAUGUAACAAAAUAUCACCUAGUUAUCAACUAUCUAGCUUAUCACGUUUUUAAGUAUUCUUGUAGAAAACAUCACCAACAAACAAACAUGUAGAUGUUAGAGAUGAAAAUUAAGUUUCAAAUGGAAGAAUUUAUGUAAUUUUCAACUUGCCUGACAAAUGCAGGUUAGUGAAAUUCACUUUUAGAAGAGUCCAAAAUGUUAAACACCAUGUGCCAAAGAAUAUGAAAACAGUGACGGUCUCCCAUGAUCACAUGUCAACUUUUCUUAUGUUGGACAUCACUAAAUAUGCCAAGAUUUCACUUCCAAGAAUGGCAGACCUAUUGUAUGGGUGUGGCCCAUAUCUGUAUGAUGGCACAUUUUUAUAAUGAUGGCUGCUCACAGAAGUACCUAGCUGUCACUUCCCUUCUAUAUAAAAAACUGUUUAGAAAUAGAAGCACCCACUUUGCUGGAUAUGUAAUGCUAGAAUUGUGUGCCUAUGUGGUAUAAAGUCAAGUGAGUUGAGAUUACACAAAUUUUAUGUCUUUUUGUAUGUGUGUGUAAUUUGUAUAUAAACAAAAUAUAGGAAGACGGCUGAACUGCUUUGGACGCCGUCAUGAUACCUGUAUUUGUAAUAUUCGACAUCUCUUCCAUGUUACCAUUUUAUAAACUGCCUACAUAGUUGCCAAACUUGAUUGGAGAAAAGCUACUAUCUUCUUCUUACCUCUGAAAGAAAAAUGAUUCACCAAUCCGAGAAUCCCUUACAACUCCCUGUUUUAGAUGUUUCACAACCAUUACAUUCAGCAUCUUUGUCCUCUCUGGCUGCAGCCUGCCAAGAAUGGGGUUUCUUUCAAAUUAUCAAUCAUGGAAUCUCCAAAGAUCUCUACAGCAAAAUCUACUCUCUUUCGAAAAAGAUUUUCUGCCUCCCUUCCGAGUCCAAACUUAAACUAGGCCCUUUCUCAUUGCUCAAGACUUACACCCCUCAUUUCAUUGCAUCUCCUUUCUUCGAGAGCCUUAGAGUGUCAGGACCAGGCUUUGCUGCCUCUGCACAAAGGUCAGCGGAUGUCCUCCUCAGUGAACAAGAUUCUGAGUUCAGUGAACUACUGCAAGAAUAUGGGGGUAAAGUUACUGAACUAUCAAAGAUGAUCCUUAAGUUUGUGCUGAUGACUCUAGGAGAUGGAUACGAGACAAAAUAUGAAUCUGAGUUCAAGAACUGCCAUGGAUACUUGAGGAUAAACAACUAUACCCCUCCUGAGAACUUAGAAGAAGAAGAAACCGAGGGUCUUGGAAAGCAUACUGACAUGAGCUGUUUGACAAUUGUAUAUCAAGAUGAAAUAGGAGGGCUUCAAGUGAGAUCAAAAGAUGGAAAAUGGAUGAACAUCCUUCCAUGUGAAGGAACCCUUGUUGUAAAUAUUGGAGAUAUGUUGCAGGCCUGGAGCAACGAGCGGCUCAGAUCCUCCGAGCAUAGGGUGGUCUUCAGGAAGCCCUUGAACCGUUUCUCUCUAGCUUUCUUUUGGUGCUUUGAGGAUGAUAAGGUGAUCUUAGCACCUGAUGAAGUGGUAGGCCAAGAACAUACAAGGAUUUACAAGCCAUUUGUUUGUUUGGAUUACGUAAAGUACCGGGAGAGCAAUGAGAAAGGUAGGUUUGAGAAAGUCGGGUUUACAGUUAAAGAUUUUGCCGGAGUUGUUGGAUUUCCAAUGCCAAAGUCAGAAAAUGGAAGUUAGUUCUUCUAUAGCAUUAUUGUACAGCUGCAAUGAUAAAGUUCUUCAACCAUUAAGCUAUAGGCCUAGAGGUGCAAUAAAGACUUCUAUGAUAUGGUUUGUGAAAGCAUUUUGUCUUUAUAUGUAAUACUAUAUUGAUUUUUAUGUUCUUGUUCAAUUUGCUGAGAUUGAGAACAAUGUGCAAGAGAAUGAAGGUGGUUGAGGUUCUAGGGCUUUGACCUUUUAGUUAGGAAAGCAUUUGGACAGUUGGAAUUCCAACUUCCAACUUGGAAGAUUUCUGAAAUUUAGUAUUGUGUUUUUUCUGGUUUUCUAUGUAAAUGCAAGGUGUAACAUAUUAUUUUAUGAGUUUAUGCACCCAGGCUAAUGCUAGAAGGAUUCAGAGGCAAUGCUUUGUCAACUUAUGAGUUAUUUUGCUAUCACAUGGAACCUUUUAAAUCAAAUCCAUC